AUGGGUUUGAUAGAAGGUAAUGCGAAAGAUAUAUUCAGUGGACUCAGUGCUGACUCCAUUUCUGACAUAUCCAUAGCAGAUCGAAUGGAGCUUCUUCAACAAACCCGUAGCUACGCCUAUCACGCCAAGGCAGCUUCCUACUUAGUGUCCCCCAUCCUGCCCUCGGGAUCUUCCUCCACUGCCUUUGAGCCAAACCUGAUAAGACGUUCUACAUCCUACAUCAUAACGCGUUCCGGCCAUCUGGAAAACAACGUCGACCACUGGAUGACGGACACUGAAGAUGAAGCAUUAAGGCUUAGACGAGAUGCGACUGUGCUCUUGCAACAGGCAAGCUUAGCGCAAAAUAAUGGAGUCCUGUCGAGUUUUUGGUACAUGUUAGCAUUCCUGCCUCUGUGCAACUUCCAGCGACAGGGAUGGUGCAGCCCAAGAAAUUCAUUCCUGGUCAUAUUGAAUAGUGUAGAUAUUUUCACUGCGUGGCUGAAACAGAUGAUUUCCAAUUUACGAACACAACUGUCAGAAGUGGAUAUCGAUCAGUUACUCCACGAUUGUUUCGUUGUGGGAAUGGACAUUAUCCUGACUCUGCAAACGUUUGCAUUUUUAAUGCUUUCCUUCUACCAGGCAUCUUUAUGAAAAACUUACUUCACU
Leguminivora glycinivorella is the source of this 645-nucleotide messenger RNA. RefSeq lists its product as uncharacterized. The transcript is spliced from 7 exons. NCBI's taxonomy places the organism in Eukaryota, Metazoa, Arthropoda, Insecta, Lepidoptera, Tortricidae. The record is from RefSeq and is a predicted model, not a curated record. Bases 1 to 630 code for a protein of 209 amino acids.